CUUCUACAAAUUCAAUACCCAAUAUUGGAACUAAUGAUAUUUGAAUUGUGAUUUUAACAUUAUUCUCCAUUUAUAAGAUAUGAAUAAAUUAUUUUAUUUAUUGAAUUUGUAGUAAAAUAACUAAAAUUUGAAAAAAAAAAAUCAAACACAAAAAAAAAAUACUUAAUAGCUAGUUAACUAUAGUAGAAAAGUCACUUGAUGUAUUAUUUUUAAAAACCAAAAUUCAAAUUUUGAGACGGAUGUAUUUUUAUUUUACAAGAAAAUUUUAAAUUUUUAAUAAGAAAUUUUAAAUACGGAAAACUACUUGCGACUCUGUUAUAUUAUAUUCGUUGAUACGUGGAGUUUUUCAACAUUUCAAAUUUUCUGCAACGAGAGCGAAAGUAGGAAGGGUAAUUGUGUCUUCACAAUCAUUAUUUAUUUUUCAUUCAUAAGAAGAAAAAAAACAUCAUUCUCAAGAUUUGAACCAUGGUAUUUUCAAACGAAGACAACAACCACUACCAAUUACACUGAAGAAAUGUUUUGUAUCUUUUUAAAUACAAAAUCUAAAAACCUAAAAUCUACAAAUUAUAUGAAUUUUCCACUAUUGUUAGCUAGCCCACUAACUCUCUCGAAAAUACUUUCUUUGUUAAUGGAUACUAAUUUUAAAAUUGCAAACCAAAUAUCAUUGAUUCAAAUAUUGCAUAUUAAAUUGCAGUAUUGAAUGUGUAUAUGUGAUGUAGAAUUCUUAAAUUGGUAUUGAUUUUUAGAACUAUUAAAGCAAUGAUAUUGUUAUGCAAAGAGUAAGUGACUAGUUUUUUGAAAGUUUUAGUUUGAUUAAUCGUUAAAUCCUAAAUUUCUUGAUAACAUGGCAUGAUUGGAAAAAUGAGUGAGUUUAAAAGAACUCAAUUUAUGAAUACCAAUUUUUAUAGAUGAUUUCAAUAGGGUAAUUGACUAGAUGGAUCAUUCAUAGUUACUUAGUUUAAUAUGAAAUAACGCAGUACAAGACAAAUCAUGAAAGUCGAGCUGGUGUUUUCAUGGACGCGUUGAUGGGGUCAUUGGCAUUAGCAAGGUAGUACCACAAGAUAUGUUUAAUUUUUUUGUUGUUGAGUGAAUAAGAUUAUCCUUCGACUAAAUUUAUAGUGUCAUGGUCGAUAAAUAUUUUUUUCAUUGCAUAAAGUUUGGAUGAAAAAUGUUAUUUUCUUACUAAUUUUGUUAUUGUAUUGUGCAGAAUACUUUAACGUUUAGAUAAUGCUAUAUAUAUGUAUUGUUUCUCAAGCAAAAAAAAAAAAAAAAGACUAAAGGUUAUCAUCAUGAGUUUCUUAUUUAUGCUAUGCUUUUUUAGACAAACUAUUUUUUGUUAUGUCAAUUUUCUUUUCAACCAUAGGAAACUAAGUGAUUACAUCAUUAAAUAUACAAGUUAUGAAUGGUUAUUCACAAGUGUUAUAACCAAGGUUGUAACACCUCUACCGGACAGUCGGUUAGAUUAGGUCCGACCAAAGUCAUGCUCCAAAACGGGCUAUACAAAAUCAAGGGUCUGAUCGUUAGAGAGGGAGAAGAAGAGAGAGGAAGGGGGAGAGGGGAGAGAGGCAAGGGGAUGGUGGGUAGAUCUUGAGAUAAGUAUGUUUUUUUUAAUGGAAUUUGACUAUUUGAGUUUUUAAUAGAUAUAAACUAGUAGAUUCUAUUUCAGUCACAUUUCUAUCUUAUAUGUAAAUAUAUUUAGAAAAUGUGUAAAACGGCUCAAAUAGGUUGGACCUCAAUCAAACAAUUAACCUUCAAACCACUUGCUUGACCGGCUCAACGACUUAAACCGGUUUAACAACUUUGGUUAUAACAAUUAAGAUUACAAUGUUCACAAUUGACGAAAAGUUAUAAGAAUUUCAGAAAUGGGAAAAUAAUUUCGAUGUCACCUUGAUAUUACAUGAAAUUCAGCAUUUCAAUUAAUUUUAAAAAAAUUAUAUACACAUCAUUAAUACAUUGUGUUCAAACGACAUUCCGACCACCGACUCGGACAACAAAUACUAAUUAUAUCGCACUUGGUGCAAACCCCUGACUAGUGACUAGGGCCUAGGGGUGUGCAAUGGUCCGGUCCGUACCGGACCACACCGGACCAAACCGUUGUUAAGACUGGACCGGACAGACCGAGUAAAAUGCGGUCCGGUCCUUGGUCCUCAUGAAUUUUAUAAUUACUGAAGAAAUGGUGGACCGAGCUCAUAUUUGGACUGGACCGAACCGGAUCAAAUGGACCAAAUACAAGAAUGGUCCGGUCUUUGAUCCUAACAUGUCUUUCACUAAUGGACCGCGGUUCUCAUGAGUUUGGUCCAGUCCGAACCGAACCAAACCGUUGCACACCUCCUAGUGACUACCCGCCACUGGUUGCGAGCAUUAAUUCAUCAGGGGUAAUUACUUCAAAUAUGCGGGGCAAAUCAGGAAGUAAGAAAAAGGGAAGCAUGGAUUCACAAUAUUCACGUAAGUCGUGUUGCAUUGCAAAAGAAAAGCCAAACAAACAACGGUCACCAGGCCGAGUGCACAACUAGAGACACAUUUCCUCCAAGCUGCGAGAAAGAAGAGAGCGAGAGAGCGAAGGAAAAGGAAAAAAAGUUUCCCCGAGAAAGUGGAAUCACAGGAAAAUUUGCGAAAUCACGGUUGCAGGAUAGAAGGAAUUCGAUGCCGUCGUCGUUUCUUCCGAUUCACAGAAAGGUCCCGCCAUUCUCCAUCCUCUGGCUCCGUACCGAUGUGACUCCCUUUCCACAGCAUCUUUGUUUCUAGCUGCCGAAUCCGUCUUUUUCACCAUUCCGAUCGAAGAAAGUAAAACGCAAUGACAUGGUUUCUACGUUCCGCGUGAGUCGGAGAAAGGAAAUCGCGAAAGCGCCCGCCGAUUGUUCGUUCCGGCCGGAGAUUUGAUCGUUCUAGCAUCGCCAAUUGACCGGAAUUGAGGAGCGAUUGGUAAAUGUUCUCGCUCACAUUGCACAUUCGGAGACUCUAGGGUUUGCAGACUCUGCCCGCGGAUCAAUCUGAUUGACUUUGCAAUCGACAAUGGCUGCAUCAGUGAAUUUUGCAGUGGGAUCACUAGUCUGGAUAGAGGAUCCCGAUGUAUCUUGGAUAGAUGGGCAAGUUUUGGCAAUUACUGGCGAUGAACUUAAAGUCCAAUGCACAUCAGACAAGACAGUUGUUGUUAAAGCAUCUAGUGUGUAUCCCAAGGAUCCAGAGUUCCCAUCAUGCGGUGUCGAUGACAUGACAAAGCUUGCAUAUUUGAAUGAACCAGGAGUGCUUCAGAAUCUAAAAGUUAGAUACGACAUAAAUGAGAUCUAUACUUACACAGGAAAUAUAUUGAUCGCUGUGAAUCCUUUCCGGAGGCUUCCUCAUCUCUAUGAUGGUCAUAUGAUGGAGCAAUAUAAAGGGGCUGCUAUUGGCGAGCUGAGUCCACAUCCCUUCGCCGUUGCAGAUGCAGCAUACAGACAGAUGAUCAAUGAUCGAAUAAGCCAGUCCAUCUUGGUUAGUGGGGAAAGUGGAGCCGGUAAAACAGAGAGCACUAAGAGUCUUAUGCGUUAUUUGGCCUUUAUGGGUGGGAGAGCUGGGAAUGAAGGACAAUCUGUGGAGCAGAAAGUUUUAGAGUCCAAUCCUGUUCUUGAAGCAUUUGGGAAUGCAAAGACCGUCAGGAAUAAUAACUCAAGUCGUUUUGGGAAAUUUGUCGAGCUCCAGUUUGAUGACAGGGGUAGGAUUUCAGGAGCUGCCAUCAGAACAUAUUUGCUGGAGCGUUCUCGUGUUUGUCAAGUUUCUAGUCCUGAGAGAAAUUAUCACUGCUUUUACAUGCUCUGUGCUGCUCCCCCAGAGGAUAUAAAGAAGUUCAAAGUGGGAAAUGCUAGGUCAUUCCGUUAUCUAAAUCAAUCAGAAUGCAUCGAGUUGGAUGGACUAGAUGACCCAAAGGAGUAUCUUGUGACCAGAAAAGCUAUGGAUGUUGUUGGGAUAAGUGCUGAAGAGCAGGAUGCAAUAUUCAGAGUUGUCGCUGCAGUACUACAUCUAGGAAACAUAGUAUUUGCAAAAGGAAGUGAACCUGAUUCUUCCGAACCUAAGGAUGAUGAUGCUCGUAAGCAUCUCAAGAUAGCAGCAGAACUUUUCAUGUGUGAUGAAAAGGGUCUCGAGGAUUCCCUAUGCAAACGUGUAAUUGUGACCCGUGAUGAUGUGAUAAUGAAGGUUCUCGAUCCUGUAGCUGCCACUAUCAAUAGAGAUGCUCUGGCGAAAAUUGUUUAUUCAAGGCUUUUUGAUUGGCUGGUGAACAAGAUCAAUAGCUCUAUUGGUCAAGAUCCUGAUUCAAAAUCUUUAAUUGGGGUUCUGGACAUAUAUGGGUUUGAGAGUUUCAAGACAAACAGUUUUGAGCAGUUUUGUAUAAAUUUAACCAAUGAAAAGUUGCAGCAGCACUUCAACCAGCACGUGUUCAAGAUGGAGCAAGAAGAAUACACCAAAGAACAGAUCGACUGGAGCUAUAUAGAAUUCAUUGACAACCAGGAUGUUCUUGAUCUAAUUGAAAAGAAACCUGGUGGUAUCCUUGCUCUUCUUGAUGAGGCCUGUAUGUUUCCUAAAUCAACAAAUGAAACAUUUGCGACAAAGCUUUACCAGACAUUUAAGGAUCACAAACGCUUUAGCAAGCCUAAGUUGGCACGUAAUGACUUCACUGUUUGUCAUUAUGCUGGCGAUGUAACAUACCAAACUGAAUUCUUUCUGGAUAAAAACAAAGACUAUGUAGUUGCUGAACAUCAAGCUCUCCUCAGUGCGUCUAAAUGCUCCUUUGUGUCAAGCCUGUUCCCCCCAUUACCGGAGGAAUCUUCUAAAUCAUCGAAGUUUUCAUCAAUUGGUGCUCGAUUUAAGCAACAACUGCAAUCUCUGCUUGAGACAUUAAAUGCCACGGAGCCACAUUAUAUCCGUUGUGUAAAGCCAAACAAUGCUCUAAAGCCAGCCAUAUUUGAGAAUGCCAAUGUCCUACAGCAGCUACGUUGUGGAGGAGUAAUGGAGGCAAUCAGGAUUAGUUGCGCUGGGUAUCCGACUAGAAAGCAUUUUAAUGAGUUCAUCGCUCGUUUUGGGAUUCUGGCAACAAAUGUUUCAAAUUUGAGCUGCGAUGAGGUAACUGCUUGCAAGAAGAUUCUAGAGAAGGUGAAACUUGAAGGUUAUCAGGUUGGUAAAACCAAAGUGUUCCUCAGAGCAGGGCAGAUGGCAGAACUAGAUGCUCGCCGGACUGAAGUAUUAGGAAGAUCAGCAACUUUCAUCCAAAGAAAAUUUCUGACAUACUGUUGCCGCAAAAGAUUUUUAAUAUUGCGACAAUCUGCUAUCGAAAUUCAAAAUGUUUGCAGAGGUCAGAUAGCACGUCAUCGGUUUGAAUGUCUAAGAAGAGAAGACGCUUGUGUAAAGAUCCAGAAGUAUUGUCGAAGGUUUUUUGCAAGGAAAUCUUAUAACAGUAUGUACUCCUCAGCAGUAUGCAUUCAGGCAGGUAUGCGUGGAAUGACUGCUCGUAGUGACCUCCUAUUCAGGAGGAAGCAGAAAGCUGCAAUUUUGAUCCAGAGUCAAUGCAGAAGGCAUUUGGCACGGCUUCACUAUUUGAAGAUGAAGAGGUCUGCAAUUGUCAUGCAGUGUGCCUGGAGAGGCAAAGUCGCACGUCGAGAACUACGGAAGCUUCGUAUGGCUGCUAAGGAAACUGGUGCUCUUCAAGAAGCUAAAAGCAAGCUAGAAAAGGAAGUGGAAGAACUAACCUGGCGCUUGCAGCUUGAGAAACGUAUUAGGGCUGAUCUUGAGGAAGCCAAAACACAAGAAAUUGGAAAACUACAGUCUGCUUUAAAAGAGCUGCAACUUGAAUUCCAAGAAACUAAAGACAAACUUACCAAGGAGUGCGAGGCUGCUAAGAAAGAAGCUGAGCGGGUCCCAGAAGUACAGGAGGUUCCAGUUGUUGACCACGAACUGGUGAAUAAGCUCACUGAAGAGAAUGAAACUCUCAAGGCUACGGUAAGUGAAUUGGAAAAGAAAAUUGAGGAGACAGAGAAGAAGUACGAGGAGACGAGUAAGCUUUGUGAAGAAAGGAUGCAGGAGAGUAAAGAUGCGGAAGCCAAGAUUGUUGAGUUGAAAGCAACCGUGCAGAGUCUUGAAGGAAAACUUGUGGAAAUGGAAGCUCAUGCAGAAGCUUUGAGGAAGAAAGCGCUGUCCAACUCAUCUCAGCCUCUGGAAAAUGGUCAUGAUGGAAACGAACAAAAGCUUGCUUCUGAUUCAUAUGAAAAAUUAAGGAAAUCUCAGAUUGAAAGGCUACAUCUGAAUGUAGAUGUUUUAAUCACAUGCGUGGAGAAAAAUAUUGGAUUUUGCGAAGGAAAACCGGUGGCAGCAAUCACCGUUUACAGGUGCCUUGUCCAAUGGAGUGCAUUCGAGGCAGAAAAAACAAGUGUCUUUGAUCGGCUUAUACAGACAAUUGGAACUGCGUUUGAGAAUCAAGAUGACAAUGAACAGAUGGCCUACUGGCUCUGUAAUACUACAGUGCUAUUGUUCUUACUUCACCGGACACUGAAAGGCAGCGGGGGGAGCCAAAAUCCAGCUCCUCCAACAUCAUUUUUCGGGAGGAUGGCUCAAAGUUUCCGCUCAUCGGCUGCAUUUACUGACGUGAAAGUUGGUAAAGAUGUUAUCCGUGUGGUUGAGGCCAAGUACCCAGCACUGCUUUUUAAGCAACAGCUUACAGCAUAUGUGGAAACAAUGUAUGGGAUAAUCCGAGACAAUUUAAAAAGAGAGAUACAACCGUUGCUGACUUCAUGUAUCCAGGCACCCAGGCAAAAGGGAAAUGCUCUAAGAGCCUCCGUGAAGUCAUUUGGACAAAGUGGUCCAUCUAGUAAUUGGCAUAGCAUUGUGGACAACCUUGAAGCGCUGCUAUGUACUUUGAAAGAAAACUAUGUGCCUCCAUAUCUUAUACAGAAGGUCUUCUGUCAGAUUUUUGCAUAUAUCAACGUACAGUUGUUCAAUAGCCUGCUCCUCCGUCGAGAGUGUUGCACAUUCAGCAAUGGGGAAUUUGUGAAAGCUGGCUUGGCCGAAAUGGAAACGUGGUGUGGUCAAGCACAAGAAGAGUUUGUAGGCUCGGCCUGGGAUGAACUAAAGCACACAAGGCAAGCAGUUGGAUUCCUGGUGAUUCACCAAAAAUCCAGGAUUUCCUAUGAUGAUAUCGCAAAUGACCUUUGCCCUAUAUUGAGCGUUCAACAACUGUACAGAGUUUGCACGUUGUACUGGGACGACAACUACAAUACACGAAGCGUCUCUCCAGAUGUGAUUUCCAGCAUGAAAACUCUGGUAACAGACGAUUCCACCAACGACCACUCAUUUCUGUUGGAGGACAGUACAAGACUGCCUUUCUCAGUGGCAGAGAUAUGCAAUUCCUUCCAAGAGAAGGACUUCUCUGACGUGAAGUCUCCUGAAGAACUGACGGAGAGUCCCGACUUCCAAUUUUUACUGCUGGAAUAAGGGGUUUGAGAUUCCUCAAUCAAUCAACUUCUUCAUCAAGUUUUGCUUGCUUCCCUUCCUCUACCAGCCGUCAAGGGACACGUUCACAAUUUUGCAUAUCCUGCGUCUCUAUGUCGCAGAUGUUAAUAUAUUUAUAUUUACCAGAUCAAAUUAGAGGACAGAAGAAGGAGCCCAGAAAACGAGAAGAACAAGAAGAUAAAGGGAACCAUAAUUUAGGAUGAUUCUCUCAUACGUAGUUGCCUAGCUUUGCGUAUAUUUCAUUCAUUCAUUCAUGCAACCAUAGAGGCAUUCUUUCUUUGCUUUCUUCUGUAUUUAUUUAACGAUUCACAUUCACUAGUAGUAGGAGCUAAAAGGCUCCAUUUUUGUAAGAGAGACUGGGCCGAGUUGGGAAGAAGAAUAAUGAUCAUGCUAUUGGUAAUGGGCUUUCAAGUGGACCGGGACUGCAGCUGGGCUGUGGCAUGGGCUAUAUCGUUUGGGCCAACACGCCCAUCUCUGUCUACCUUAUUCGUUUUCUGUUACUUUUCUUUGUCAGAGAGAGAACGUGGCCUCUCUCUGCAUUCGGUGUAAGCACUGCACAGAGAUACCAGAAAGAGCGGUGGAAACAGAGUCACGGUGGAAUGGCAGAUGAGAGGAGAAAAAUGGUAGGGUUGGUGAAAAUUGUGGGCUAUAACACAACUUGUAGCUGCUCAGAACAGCAUGUCAAAUCAAUGUAAAUGCUUGUUGCUGCCAUGUUUGCCCACCUCGGAUACCAAUGGCGAGACUUGUCAGGGUGGCACAUUAUAAACUGAGCAGCGUCUUUGGCCGGCAACAGAUGAUUGACUUGUGGGUCUCUUUGCGUUUGGGUAUGGGGGUGUCGUCCUCCUACAGUCAGGAUUUCGAUAUUGAGCUCACAGGCGAUCUGUGAGAACGUGCUCACAAACGUCCGAUCUCAUGGCGUUAGGCUUCUGUCUGUGAGCACGUACGUUCUCAUAGGUUGACUGACUGUCAACACCAUAGUCGAAUUGUUUGGAGUCGGGUCUGCUACUUGCUCACCAUUCGCGUGGGUUUAUAUUGAGUCAAUAUAUGUGGUAAGAGGGAAUUAAUGCUUUGUAAUAACUACCACAGUAACCAACCAACUUGCAUAGUGAUCAGAUAGAUAGAUGCAAGUGAUACAAUUUCAGAACAUUUUUGGAAAUUUGCUUACGUUUCAACAUUUAGGGCCGGUUAGGGUAAGCGGUUCUAAUCAAAGGUAUUUGGGAAUGUUAGCAGAGAAUGCACAUGCCAAGAAGAACCUAUAACUACCACUUUCAAUUGAGAACCUGAAUUUUGACUAUGAUAUCUUAGUCAGAUCAGAUCAAGCCCCCUGGAGUAGAUAGAGAGCCUAAUAAUAUAAGACCUGUUUCUGUUUGAUACCUUUCGACAAAACCAACCCCCAAAAAACAAACAAAAUCUCUCUCUCUCUCUCUCUCUCUAGAAGGCAGAAGCUGCUCUGUCUGAGUGAACCAAUAUUCAUUCAUUCAUGUGGGGUCACAUGGUGGGUAAUGCCAUGAAUGAUUUCCCAUUCAAUUUCACAGUCGCAGGAUUCUCUCAUCUCAUCUCUUCCACAUAUUCCCUUUGACUGAGAACUAACCAGAAGAACUGUAUUAUCAUAUUAACAAAAACAACCACUCUCUCCACCACAUUAUUAUUGUCUAAUGAUUGUGGUGCUCUCAUCAUUCUCCUUUCAGUUAUUACCGUUAUGGGAAGAGAGGGUGGGGCAGUUAUAUAUAUCUUUCCUCUCUUCAGUGUUCCAUUGUUUAAUUGCCAUUUGUUUGGGCUGUGGAAUGGGGAAAAGUUCGUAUGAUAUUAGGCUUGGAAUUUUGAAUUUAACACCCGGAGAAACCAGACUGACUUAAAUUUAUAAUACAUUGAUGGAUUACAAUACAUCAAUUUAAUAACCGGAGAAACCAAAUGACUUAAUUUUUUUUUAUUGCAAGAAAAUCAUUUAUUAUUC
This is a messenger RNA of Linum trigynum, 9427 nucleotides long. NCBI's taxonomy places the organism in Eukaryota, Viridiplantae, Streptophyta, Magnoliopsida, Malpighiales, Linaceae. The record is from the annotation of a GenBank genome assembly.